Molecule: messenger RNA, 1740 nt
Organism: Ochlerotatus camptorhynchus
Lineage: Eukaryota; Metazoa; Arthropoda; Insecta; Diptera; Culicidae
Gene: eEF5
Product: eukaryotic translation elongation factor 5
Exons: 4
Coding region: 303-785 (160 amino acids)
Biological process (GO): positive regulation of translational elongation; positive regulation of translational termination; translational elongation
Molecular function (GO): RNA binding; translation elongation factor activity; ribosome binding
Source: RefSeq, a predicted model, not a curated record
AGAUGUAUUUCCGCAACCUAACGCCAUAGUUGCGAUCUUCUUUUGUCCGUGACCAUUUUGAUCUCCACAUGUGAGUUGGGUUUUUCUGCCGCUAGUGAAGUGGAAAAGUGCUGUAAAUUCUGCUGGAAAACGCGUAGAUCUUUAAGAUCGUCACAAUCCGCCGAUCAGAUCCGCAUUUAUACAACAGGUCCUGUUGGUAUAAAUCGUAUUCCGUCGUCACCGAGUAGCAGACGAACGCCCGCGACGCGCACUUCGUUUUUUCGUUUGGUUGAUCCAAGAAAAGAAGAACAACAACAACAACAAUGGCCGAAAUGGAGGAUACCCACUUCGAGGCCGGAGAUUCCGGUGCGUCCGCCACCUUCCCGAUGCAGUGCUCGGCGCUCCGCAAAAAUGGUCACGUUAUGCUGAAGGCUCGUCCAUGCAAGAUCGUUGAAAUGUCCACCUCCAAGACCGGCAAACAUGGACACGCCAAGGUACACAUGGUCGGCAUCGACAUCUUCACCGGCAAGAAAUACGAAGAUAUUUGCCCAUCCACCCACAACAUGGACGUACCACACGUUAAGCGCGAAGACUACCAACUCACUGACAUCGAUGAUGGCUUUUUAGUUCUCCUGAAUGACAACGGCGAUUUACGUGAAGAUCUUAAGAUUCCAGAUGGUGACUUGGGAACCCAAUUGCGUGCUGAAUUCGAUUCCGGCAAGGAGUUAGUUUGUACCGUUCUUAAAUCAUGCGGUGAAGAAACUGUGAUUGCCAUCAAGAACAACACUGCUGCUGAUAAGAACUAAUACCUCGCCCGUUGCUUACUAUACCAUCCCGCGAAUCACACCUACACACCAACAGCAACAACACAAUUCAGCCAAAAUCCAAACAGUUCUAUUCGCGCUGCUAUACUACUCUACAGUAAGAACAACAACAACAUUCACAUACAAACACUCAAGCGGAUCAGAGGACACUGAUACUCUAGUGCAGGCAAAAAAGUGUUCCUCCCCUUCUUCUGUACACACCCACACUAACAGCAAAAUAAAGGACGAACACAAACACACAUACAGUUGCAACUAUUAGUAUAAAGCUAUUAUUACAGAUCACAAAAAAAAGAUAAUAAAUUUAAUACUUUCUAGUAAAAGUAAUUAACCUGAGGUAGAACGAAGACCACAUUACGCAGCAGUAGUAGCCGCAAAACUAUGGGGUUGUCCGUAAACUACGUGGAGGCUACUUUGUACGAUCCAUACAAAUUUUUAAAAUUUUGUAUGACGAUUGUCUGUGUAGGGGGAGGGGAGGGGGUUCAAAAUCUCUCAAAAAUUGUCUACGUGGUUCAUGCACAACCCCCUAUAAACUCAAACAAAAACAAAAGUUAAAGAAGAAGUUGAGGAAAAUGAUGCAGAGCUGAGCGAAAACUGGGCUUUCGCAGUGACAAACAAAUCCAUGCCGGGAGAGCAGAGAAACCGAGAAAGAGAGAGAAAAGGGACAGAUCAGUGGUGUUUCAUGAGUUGUGUAAUUGAACACUAGAGUGGAGAAAAAGCGGUUCCCCGUUUUUUGUACAAUGCUUCAACACGUAAACAGAAACAACAGUAAUAAAAAGGCAAGAAAAAUCGAAACACACAUUAAUUAUUAUAAUAAAUUUAAAGGAGAAGAAAAAACCAUAUAAUAUAAUAAAAAUAUUAUAAUAAUUUAAUGAAACCCAACAACAGAAUCAAUAACUAAAGAAAUUCAUCCGUGAGACGAGAGCUAGUUUAAGACAAG